AUGCCGGUGCUCCCAGGGGCCCUGCGGCGCGUCAGGCGACGCCCAGGCCUGCUCGGCGCUCUCCUCGCGCUGCUGGCGCUGGCGUGGCUCGCGCUGACGGUCAGCCGUGGCCUCGAGAAGCCUGCCGACUGGCACCGUGUGCUGCUCUUGACCGCUCAUCCGGACGACGAGGUGAUGUUCUUCGCGCCAGUCGUCCAUGCGCUCUCGUCUCGCACCGAGGUCUUUGGGCUCUGCCUGAGCGAGGGCAACGCCGACGGCCUUGGCGCUGUGCGGCGAGAGGAGCUGAAGCAGGCGUACAGCGUGCUCGGCGUGGACGAGAAGCGUGUCUGGAGCACAGAUGACCCACAUCUGCAAGACGGCAUGAAGGUGCAGUGGGACCCGCUCUACAUCGCAAAUAUCGUCGAGCAGCACAUUCAGAGGAUAGGCGGCAAGCUCGAUGCAAUCAUCACCUUCGAUGCCCGAGGCGUCUCCGGCCACGCCAAUCAUGUGGCGCUGCAUGCCGCUGCGCCGCACCUCUCUGCGCCGGUCUAUGCGCUGCGCACACUGCCGCUGGCGCUUAAGUACCUCGGCCUGCCAAGCGCGCUGCUGCGGCAUCUCUCGAGCACCCUGGCUCAAGACGGCGCCCGACGCUUCCUCUCGUCGCCACUCGAGUACGUGCGCACGCUGCUGGCGAUGCGCAAGCACGCCUCGCAGCUGGUCUGGUUCCGCUACCUCUACGUGCUCGCCUCGGCGCACAUGUGGUCCGCUGUGCUGGACCUCGUCGCGAGGCCGAUGCCGCAAUAG
This is a messenger RNA of Tilletiopsis washingtonensis, 783 nucleotides long. Its product is annotated as LmbE-like protein. The record is from RefSeq and is a predicted model, not a curated record. The coding region runs from base 1 to 783 and encodes 260 amino acids. Gene Ontology annotation, cellular component: endoplasmic reticulum. Lineage: Eukaryota; Fungi; Basidiomycota; Exobasidiomycetes; Entylomatales. The transcript is spliced from 6 exons. Gene Ontology annotation, molecular function: N-acetylglucosaminylphosphatidylinositol deacetylase activity. Gene Ontology annotation, biological process: GPI anchor biosynthetic process.